Messenger RNA from Ilex paraguariensis (yerba mate), 2820 nucleotides. The record is from the annotation of a GenBank genome assembly. NCBI's taxonomy places the organism in Eukaryota, Viridiplantae, Streptophyta, Magnoliopsida, Aquifoliales, Aquifoliaceae.
AAAAAUAACGGCAUAUUUUUCUCGCCCCUCUCUGGAUUUUCUCGGACAAAACAAAACAUUACUCUCUCUCCAAAGCCAAACCGGGCUAUUUUUUCUCAAAGAUUUUUGGAAGAUCCAAAGAUAACCCAUUUUCACAAACCAUGUAGCCCAUGUAGAUCUUCACUCUCUCUCACACACACAUAACGGCACUAACUUUUGUGACUAUUUCUCUUUAGACUGCACAAUGGUGGUGAAAAUGAUGAGGUGGCGUCCAUGGCCACCCCUUCUAUCAAAGAAAUUUGAAGUAAAACUCAUAGUUCGAAGGUUAGAGGGCUUGGACAGUGAUUUCCUGCAUGAGGGUAUGGAGAAGGAUCGUGGACUGGCGGUAGAGAUCAGGUGGAAAGGAUCCAAGAUCGCUCUGAGCUCGUUUGGGAGGACGGUGAAGAGAAACUUUACAAGGGAGGAAAAUCCGAGGGUGUUUGGGUCAAACGGCGUCGUUGAGUGGGAAGAAGAGUUUCAAACCGUGUGUAAUCUUUCUGGGUACAAGGACAAUGUGUUUCAUCCUUGGGAGAUUGGAUUUAGUGUGUUGAAUGGCUUGAACCCGGGGCCAAAGAACAAGGUUCCUGUUGUUGGGACGGCAUUGUUAAACCUUGCUGAAUUUACGUCUGCAGCUGCAGAGAAAGAGUUUGAACUUAACAUCCCUCUGGCAGUUUCAGGCAAUGCAGCUGAGCCUUGUCCCUCACUUUGUAUAUCGCUUGGCUUAUUGGGACUGAGAACUGCUGGAGAACCAAUAGAGGCAGUGCAGAGAUCAAUAGCGAAAGCUGGUCUUAGAAAGGUGAAAAUCUUUACUAAGUAUGUCUCGGCCCGAAGAGCGAAGAAAGCUUGCCAUGAGGAAGAGGGCAGCGAUGGCAGGUGCUCUUCUAGGAGUGAGGAUGGCAAUUUUACAUACCCUUUUGACUCAGACUCAGUUGAUGAAUUUGAGGAAUCGGAUGAGAGCAAGGAAGACUCUAAUGUUACGAAGUCAUUCAGUUAUGGGCCUUUGGCUUUUGCAAAUUGUGCAGGACAGCAAUUCCAUUGCAGCAUGAGAAUCAAUGGUGAGGAUGACGACUGGAUUUACUACAGCCAUUGCAAAUCAGAUGUCGGCUGCUCCCACAUGGAGGACUUGACUGCCUCUAUAUCCGAGCCAUCUCUGUCGCGGAAUGUGAAGCGAAGUAUUCUACCUUGGAGGAAGAGGAAGCUGAGUUUCAGAUCUCCUAAAACCAAAGGGGAGCCACUGUUAAAAAAGGUCUAUGGAGAAGAAGGCGGAGAUGACAUUGACUUUGACCGUCGGCAGCUUAGUUCUGACGAAUCUCUCUUUUCUGAUUGCCAUAAGACUGAAGAAGACUCAAGCGCAAAUCUAUCCUCAUUAUCUGAAUUUGGGGAUGAUAAUUUUGCUAUCGGCAGUUGGGAACAGAAAGACAUCACGAGCCGUGAUGGAUACAUGAAGCUUCAAACCCAGGUCUUCUUUGCUUCCAUUGAUCAGCGAAGCGAGCAGGCAGCAGGCGAGAGUGCAUGCACAGUCCUUGUUGCUGUGAUUACUGAUUGGUUGCAAAACAACAAUGAUCUGAUGCCUAUAAAGUCACAAUUUGACAGUCUGAUCAGAGAAGGCUCAUUGGAGUGGAGAAAAUUCUGUGAGAAUGAAACCUAUAGGGAGCGGUUUCCAGACAAGCAUUUUGAUUUAGAAACAGUUCUCCAAGCCAGUAUACGUUCUCUUGCUGUAAUUUCUCGAAAGUCGUUUAUUGGGUUUUUCCAUCCAGAUGGGAUGGAGGAAGGGAGAUUUGAUUUUUUGCAUGGGGCUAUGUCUUUUGACAGUAUAUGGGACGAGAUCAGUCGAGCUGGAUCAGAAUGCCCUACCAAGGGUGAGCCCCAAGUUUAUAUCAUCAGUUGGAAUGACCAUUUUUUUGUCCUCAAGGUUGAACAAGAAGCUUACUACAUCAUUGACACAUUAGGGGAGAGACUCUAUGAGGGAUGCUACCAGGCUUAUAUCUUGAAAUUUGACAGAAACACAACGAUCUUUAAACUGCCCAGUGCUACACAAUCAUACAAAGAAAAUACUGCUAGUGGACAGCAGAUAGUUGCUGCUGCUGUGGAACCCAAAUACCAGAAGAGUCAACAGAUCAACCCAGAGGAGGGUGCCAUAGGAGGGCUUACAGUAAUUGGACCUGAAGAAUCAAUGAAGAGUGAAAUGGAAGAAGAGGUGGUGUGUCGAGGAAAGGAAUCGUGCAAGGAGUACAUAAAGAGCUUCUUGGCUGCAAUCCCAAUUAGGGAAUUGCAAGCUGAUCUGAAGAAAGGUUUGGUUUCAUCAACGCCUGUUCAUCACCGAUUACAGAUUGAAUUUCAUUUCACCCACUUACGACAUCCAGCACCCAAAACUCCAGCAAUAGAAGUUUCCACAGGCACACCCGUGCCACAAGUUGUUGAAGUUGCAUUAAUGGAGGAUGUCGCGUAGGUACUUGCUGUAAAUCGUAGGAGAAGUGUGAUUAUUUUCUAAUUUUUUUUUUCUCUUUUAACAAAUAACAAUGGUAUGUCAUCAGGUGAAUGGAUCAAAAAAAGGAUCUCAUUUCAUCUUUCCAGUAGUUUUCGAGUUCUUUUUUUUUUUUUUUCCAAAAUGUAUCCUGGUUACAAUGAAACCAUCCUUACUACAAAGUGUUUAUGCUUGUUUAUGUCUCUUUGUUGUUAUAUUGUGUGGCAACUGCCUUUAUUUUGCCUUUCCAAGAAAGGGAUAGCUUGUACAACACUUUGUAAUCUCGCUCUCUUCUGUUGAAGUACCUCUAACUUGUGAUAUGUCUCCUACUUUUCUUG